AUGGGAACAAUGGAGAGAUUACUUUGGGCUCUGGAAAAUGAGAAUCUAGGAGGAGAAUCAAUGUUAGGGUCAAUAAAAAUAGCGGUUUUGCCGAUAGUUAAAGUUUUCACUAUGUGUUUUUUAGGUCUUCUUAUGGCUUCUAAGUAUGUUAAUAUCUUGACUGCUUCUGGAAGAAGGCUUUUGAAUGGGCUGGUUUUUUCAUUGUUGUUACCUUGUUUGAUAUUCUCUCAGCUAGGACAAGCUGUUACUUUGCAGAAGAUGCUUGACUGGUGGUUUAUUCCCAUGAAUGUUGUUUUGAGUUCAAUAGCAGGCUCAACCAUUGGUUUUAUUGUUGCCUCAAUUGUUCGUCCUCCAUACCCUUUCUUCAAGUUCACAAUUAUCCAUAUUGGAAUCGGGAAUAUUGGAAAUGUGCCUCUUGUCCUGAUUGGUGCUUUAUGCCGUGACCCAAAUAACCCUUUCGGAGACUCACUUAAAUGUAGCACAGAUGGAACUGCCUAUAUAUCGUUCGGCCAAUGGGUUGGUGCUAUCAUCCUGUACACUUACGUAUUCAACAUGUUGGCUCCUCCUCCAGAGGGGACUUUUGACAUUGAUCAUGAAAGGCUUCCCCUAAAGAGCAGUACUGCAAAGAGUGACAGUCCACCGGAACAAGCACCAUUGAUUGCUCAGGAGGAGGAAGAGGAGGACCAUUUAGCAAGUUCAAGCAAUUCAGGGAAGUCGAAGAUUAAACAUAUAUUAGCACUCAUAUACGACAAGUUGAAGCUUAAGCAAAUUCUUCAACCCCCUAUCAUUGCAUCAAUUCUAGCCAUGACACUUGGUGCAGUCCCAUUUCUAAAGAAACUGAUCUUUACGCCCGAUGCUCCACUAUUUUUCUUCACUGACAGUUGCAUGAUUCUUGGGGAGGCCAUGAUUCCUUGCAUUCUGCUGGCGUUAGGAGGCAACCUUAUUGACGGACCUGGAAGUUCAAAACUUGGUUUCCGAACAACUGCUGCUAUUGUUUUUGCGCGUUUAGUUUUAGUGCCUCCUGUUGGACUUGGCAUCGUUAUGUUGGCUGACAAGCUCGGCUUUCUUCCACCCAAUGAUAAGAUGUUUCGAUUUGUCCUACUACUUCAGCAUUCAAUGCCAACAUCUGUACUUUCAGGUGCUGUUGCUAAUUUAAGAGGGUGUGGAAGAGAGGCAGCUGCUGUUUUAUUCUGGGUCCAUAUCUUUGCUGUAAUAUCAAUGGCUGGAUGGAUUGUUCUAUACCUUAGCAUACUCUUCUGA
This is a messenger RNA of Vicia faba (fava bean), 1260 nucleotides long. Lineage: Eukaryota; Viridiplantae; Streptophyta; Magnoliopsida; Fabales; Fabaceae. The record is from the annotation of a GenBank genome assembly.